This is a messenger RNA of Arctia plantaginis, 762 nucleotides long. NCBI's taxonomy places the organism in Eukaryota, Metazoa, Arthropoda, Insecta, Lepidoptera, Erebidae. The record is from the annotation of a GenBank genome assembly.
AUGACCAUGAGCAUUCCGACCAAGUCGGAAGUAAAUAAAGAAGAGCUUUGCUUCUACGGCAGUGAUCCAGGUGCAGUAAAACAUGGUAAUUUCAUCAACUACUACUCCUUUCACGAUGUGCAAGAAAGGAUAAAUAAUCUUCAUCCUCAAAUGUUUCCUACACCAAUAGAUAAUAAGCUUAUUUGUCUAGAUAUUGGUUGCAAUACAGGAGAUCUGACGAAAGCUGUUUACGAAUAUUUAAAAUCGCUCUAUCCAAAUUGCGACAUUCACAUACUAGCUGUAGAUAUUGAUUCUGCAUUAAUAUUUCGGGCUAAGGAAUCCAAUUCUUACCCAUAUAUUACAUUUAGCACUUCUAAUAUAAUGUCUGAAGAAGAUCGCUUGCCAAUAAUACAUUUCCUAAAAAGUUACAAAAGAAUGAAAUUUGACAUAGUUUUUUGUUUCUCUGUAACUAUGUGGAUUCACCUUAAUAAUGGUGAUAAUGGCUUACUAGAAUUUUUACAAUAUCUGAAAAGUAUUUCUAACACAAUUGUAAUUGAACCACAACCAUGGAAAUGUUAUAGGAAAGCACAAAAAAGGGUAAAGAAAUCUGGUAAUACAUUUGAACUUUAUAACCAUCUAAAAAUAAAAAGUGGUGUGGAUAUUAUCAUAGAAAAUAUCCUCAAAACUGACUUAUAUUGUAAAAUUUAUGAAUCUCCAAGUUCAUCUUGGGAUAGGAAAGUACAAAGUUUUCAGUUAACAAUGGAAUCUGUAAACAAAUGUUAA